Molecule: messenger RNA, 1923 nt
Organism: Rhipicephalus sanguineus (brown dog tick)
Lineage: Eukaryota; Metazoa; Arthropoda; Arachnida; Ixodida; Ixodidae
Product: calcitonin gene-related peptide type 1 receptor
Exons: 14
Coding region: 205-1830 (541 amino acids)
Biological process (GO): cell surface receptor signaling pathway; adenylate cyclase-modulating G protein-coupled receptor signaling pathway
Cellular component (GO): plasma membrane
Molecular function (GO): G protein-coupled peptide receptor activity
Source: RefSeq, a predicted model, not a curated record
GUGAUUGCUGCGCGGGCAAGGUUGCCCUGCCUGUGGAUCCAGUGAGGACACUCCGUAUUAGAGUACACAGCGUGGAACAAAACAACGCGCAAUAAGUGACAAUGAACACGUUGCAUCAGAGACCAGCGUGGACGUUUCGGUUCCGUUUUCCCUGAUGCCAAGCUUCGUCGUUCGACCAAGGACCUCCAUUUCGCUUGUGACGACAUGUCUUACCACUCGUCGCGUUGGUGGGCCUACUGCCUCAUCUUCUCGUUCGCCUGCCAGUUGCUUCUUGCGCUGCCCGGCGCGACGCUGGAGUUUCAGGCUCGCCACCUGGCUCACGCGCCAGAAGGCGAACGCAGCGAAAAGCACGAGCGCAAUGGGACGUGCACAUUUCGCGGAGACCCCUACGCCGUGGACAAGUUCAUCGAGAAGGCCGCCGUGGAAUGCUACAUGUACACCAAUGGACUACGCGAAGAGUACCAGAAAAAAGUGUGCUACAAGGUCGGUUUCCCCAAGAUCUGCUUGAACUGCACAAGUGAUACGCGACCACCAAAUGAAGAGGACUGCCACUUACCCGACAUUAACAACGAGAACAGCCCGCUCUUCUUGGCCUUCCGCACCAAGGCCAUCGGGCGUCUGUGGGCAAACUGCGUCCGCGAGGCCAUCGCCUGCUGUCAAUACAUGCUGGACACGCCGCAGAGAACGGACGGGGUAUAUUGCAAUCGCACGUGGGAUGGUCUCACGUGCUACGAAGAUACUGAGGUUAACAGGAACGUAUCGAAGGUCUGUCCACGAGUUCUCUACAUCUACUCGAAGCCCCACUGCGAAUACUACUCGACAAGGUGGUGCCAUGAAAACGGCUCCUGGUAUCGGCUGAUGAACGUUCAGAGGACCUUCUACACAAGCUGUGCGCCCAAGCCGUGGGUCAGUGGGGAGUACGUCGGCGUAUACCACUACUCCAUCGGUCUCUUCACGCUCUCGGUGCUGUCGCUGAUACCGGCAUUGUUCAUCUUCAACUGGUACAAAUCAAUACAGGUACCUCGCAUCAUGAUCCACAAGCACCUCUGCUUUGCGGUUAUGAUGUGCGGAGUGAUGUAUAUCAUCGACCAUUCGGUCUUCACGCUGGAUGACGUCAAGCCUACCAAGUACACCAAAAACCUGACUCAUUCGAACACGUGGUGGUGCAAGCUGCUGUCGCUGCUCAACCGCUACUUCAUGGUGAGCCAGUACACCUGGAUGCUCUGCGAAGGCUACUACCUACACCGCCUCGUGGCCCAGGCCUUCUCCAAACAGAUGAAUCUCAAAUUUUGCUACAUAUUCGGCUGGGGUCUGCCAGCUGUUCUCGUCAUUAUUUACAGCAUACUUCGUGCCACGCAGUCUGACGACAGGUGCUGGAGGAACGUUAUGGUCUACGACUACGCGUUCACCGGCCCCAUACUGACUUGUCUUGCCGUCAAUAUUUUUUUCAUGAUCCACGUCAUCUACAUCAUUGUAACCAAGCUCCGACAGCGGAACGUCAGCGACACCGAAAACUUUAGAAAGAUCCUGCGCGCCGUGGUGAUACUGAUCCCUGUUUUCGGUGUCCACUUCGUGUUGACCACGUUUGUGAGCCCAGCUUCAUGCAGCGCUUACCUCAAGAAGCUCUACGCCGAAUGGAGCAUCGUCGGCUUGCAAGGAUUCUUCGUUUCCCUAAUAUUCUGCUACCUCAACGGCGAGAUCCAGAGCCUGGUGAAACGCUCGUACAGCCGGUACAAGAACGACCGCAGCAUUAGCAGGAGGCAUCGGCCGAGCGUGCCACAGACCACCACAACCACCACUACCACGACGACUGCAACAACUCCCUUGUGACGUGCCUCAUCGCGCGCACAGACUCUCCUAGUGCGCUUUCUUUUUGAAAAGUUUCGGAAAGGACGCUUCGAAGGCAUAAAGUCUGGCAUCCUC